Messenger RNA from Megalops cyprinoides (Indo-Pacific tarpon), 517 nucleotides. It is a transcript of the gene drc8, whose product is annotated as EF-hand calcium binding domain 2. Lineage: Eukaryota; Metazoa; Chordata; Actinopteri; Elopiformes; Megalopidae. Gene Ontology annotation, molecular function: calcium ion binding. The record is from RefSeq and is a predicted model, not a curated record. The transcript is spliced from 7 exons. The coding region runs from base 1 to 495 and encodes 164 amino acids.
AUGGCGGAGGACAAGGAAAGUGCAGGUACUAUGGCUAUAGUGAAAGAGGUCCACAAAAAAAUCAGUGAAGCAUUUGAUCUGUUUGACGAUGAGUGCAAUAAGACCGUGGACGUCAGAGAGAUUGGCACCAUCAUACGGUCCCUUGGCUGCUUUCCUACUGAGGCAGAAUUACAUGAAGUUAUCACAGAGAUCGAGGAAGAGGAGCCCACGGGAUACAUACGCUUUGAGAAGUUCCUGCCGACUAUGACCAACGUGCUGAUGGAGCGUAGGUUCCGGCCAAUCCCAGAAGAUCUGCUCCUCCAGGCCUUCGAGGUCUUGGAUCAGGGCAAGAAGGGCUACUUGGAACCCGAGGAACUUAAAAAAUAUAUGACUCAGGAAGGAGAGCCUUUUAACCAAGAUGAGAUGGAGGAGAUGCUGUCAGCAGCGGUGGACCCUGACAAGAAUGUCAUCUUCUACAAAGACUUUGUGAGCAUGAUGACCAUUGAGGACCGCUGAUGACCACUGGGACCCCUCUUCC